GUCUGAACUCAGCGGCAUUGGCCAGCAUGCAGGCCUCCGCGGAGGCCAACUCGCGGAAUAUAACGACCAUGGAAUGGCUCUACAAGAAGGAGCCCUUAUUCACGCUCGCCCACUUCUGGCAACAGAGAGCGACUUCGGCGGAGAAAGAAAUAGCCGCGCUAAAAGAACAGCUCGCCGCAACGAAUGACAACAAUUCCAAGACUGAGGGACACCAAUUGUCUCAGCCUCCGCAGGGAAGCGAUCAACAACAGGUACACGAUGCCAGCAAUCCCAGAAGGACGCCGAACAGCAACCUCGAGGAGUUGCAGGCCAAAGACAAAGAGAUCAACCAGUUGGUUGAGGAGGUGUCCAGGCUACAGCAGAGCCUGCAACGCCUUCAGGAGACAAGUGCGCAAGCAACGGCGCGGCUCGAAGAGGAACUUGAAGUGCGCAGGCAGCACAUUAACAGACUGGAGAGCAAAUUGGAACGGCAGAGGGACUAUGAUGACCUGAAGCGCGAAAUCAGUGUAUUGAGAUCAGUCGACCUCUCGCAAAUACCAACUGGCGAGCCUGGAAAAAGCUUGGAACAUCUUCUUAUGGAGCGCUUCAAGGCGCUCCAACAAGCUGAGAACCUGAAACCCUCCAAUACACCCGACGCACUCGGUGGAUUAUCGUCACCCCUGCAGCGCGCCUCGACCGCCUCGCCCCACGGGGUCGGAGGUGUGCCACCUACGUCCCAUGUGUCCUCCCAGCAACCACCGCCACCGCCUCCGACAGCAGCCUCCCUCCCUCCACGUUCCACCCCGACGCCUUCUUCGGCCACUUCGACGACUUCGAGCCUCCUCUUUCCGCCACCCCUCCAGAACGUCGAGACCUUCGGCUCGUUUCUCGGUGAAGAGAUCGUCGCCAAUUGGAGGCGGACAUUGGAAAGGUCUAUCAUGAGCCAACAGCAGCAACAGCAGCAGCAACAGCAGCAGCAGCCACCGCCACAGCAGCAAUCACAGCCAUCUCAAUUAAGCCAGUUAACUCAACAGCAACAACAAUUGCAACAAGCCCAACCGCACAUGGGUUUACACCCGCCAACAACGCCAAGUAGUUUAAAUCAUCUUCCAUCACCGGGCACGGAUCCAUCGUCCACCUCGAAUACUCCGGUGAAAUCGAAUACACCGAUCGGUACAACACCCCUGGGCAGUCUAGAUGUCACUGAGAAAGCACCAACGCCGGUAUCGGGACACGAGACGCCGGCACCUCCGACACCAUCCUCCACAACCGCCUUGACAUCGCCGCCGAGCUUCCAGCCACCGACGUCGAUGGUGGAAACUAGUACUCCUUCGGCUUCCAUCAAUGGCAGCGGUCUCACGCCCGGCGUACCGAGCGCACCACCCCCGAAGAGUCCGCCCGAUCAAGAAUCAUGUCACAAUAAUAACAAUAGCCAUCAUCUGGCGAAUAACAAUAUAGGCGGGCUGGGCGUCCUCGAUACCCUGAAGAGUCCGUUUCGGUUUGACGAUCGAACGUAUCCCUUCCGAUUCGGCGACGAGUUCGGUGCCGCCGGUAUGGCCGGUCGGCUGGGCGAGUCCCUCAUUCCAAAGGGCGAUCCCAUGGAGGCGAGACUGCAGGAGAUGUUGCGUCAUAAUAUGGACAAGUACGCCUCGCAGAAUCUUGACACUCUUCACAUAGCCAGGCGGGUGCGCGAACUGUUGUCGAUACACAAUAUCGGUCAGAGACUAUUCGCCAAAUACGUUCUUGGGCUAAGUCAAGGCACGGUCAGCGAGUUGCUUAGCAAGCCCAAACCUUGGGACAAGUUAACUGAAAAGGGCCGCGACAGUUAUCGGAAGAUGCACGGUUGGGCUUGCGACGAGAACGCCGUGCUGCUGCUCAAGUCCCUGAUCCCCAAGAAAGAGUAUGUUUCAGGCAAGGAGCAAGGAAUGCCAGCAUUCGCACGUGGACCACAGGAUGGUGGUCCACAGGAAAUGAAUGACGAAAGAUUGGCACAUAUUCUCUCGGAAUCGGGCCAUAUGCAAAUGCGAGGUGAGCACGAGGUAUCGAACGACGCUGACAGCAAGAGUCCGAGUAGACUCGGUUGCCCGAGUCCGUUCAACAAAGACAGAUUGGACAGCCAAAAUAGGAGACUGAAGAAGUACGAAAACGACGACAUUCCCCAGGAGAAGGUGGUAAGGAUUUACCAAGAAGAAUUGGCCAAGCUGAUGGGCACGAGAGUGGAAAAUCUUCGUCCGCGAGAGUUCCCUAGCGCGAUCUUUCCGCAUUUUUUCAGUGGUACCCAGGGCGGUCUUCAAGGCAUCGAGCGCACCCAGGAAGACAUUCGACUAGCAUUGGAUGCUUAUCACCGUGAGCUCCAAAAAUUGAAUACCGCACCAGGUCAGAAUCCCUCGAUGGCCGGAUUGCCGGGAUUGCCUGGACUACCAGGUUUGCUGGCACUUCAACAGCAAGCUCUUCAACAACACCACUUAGCCGCGAAUGGCGGCGGCGGUGUUCAGGACUUGAGUUUAGGCAAAGUGGAUCCGCGCAAUAAAAUGAUAAACGGUGUGUCGGAAGAAGAAAAAGAGAAGAUGGAAGAGGCGAUGAGACACGCCGGAAGUGCAUUCUCUUUAGUGAGGCCGAAGCAGGAAUCGACGGGUCCUCAAUCAACGCCCGGCGGUUCCAGCGCGAGUUCACCCCUUGGCAAUUCCAUACUUCCCCCCGCGAUGACACCCAACGAGGAAUUCUCUAGUGCAGCGGCAGCCAGCCCUCUUCAGAGAAUGGCCUCUAUCACGAACAGUCUGAUAAGUCAACCGUCCACCCCAACUCAUCAUUCGGCCAAUCAAAGACCGCUGAAAGCCGUGCUUCCUCCGAUUACCCAGCAGCAGUUCGACCUGUACAAUAAUCUUAACACGGAAGAUAUUGUAAAGAGGGUAAGCGCGAUUGUGAAGGAACAGCUGUCUCAGUAUUCGAUUUCACAGCGGCUAUUCGGCGAAUCAGUAUUGGGUCUAUCUCAGGGAUCAGUGUCAGACCUCCUCGCGCGUCCAAAACCAUGGCACAUGCUGACCCAAAAGGGUCGUGAGCCCUUUAUCCGGAUGAAGAUGUUCCUCGAAGAUGACAACGCGGUGCACAAGCUCGUCGCCAGCCAGUACAAGAUCGCACCGGAGAAGCUAAUGAGGACCGGCGGCUACGGCGGCCUGCCUCGUAAGUUUAACUCAGCUUGUGGAACACCUAUGAAACCUAUGCCGCCAACGAAACUCGUCCAAGAACAGCUUCAGAACGCAGCGAAGGCGCAGGCCGCCGCUCAAGCAGCUGCGCAAGCAGCGGCGCAACAGCAUCAGCAGGAGAGUCAGAUGCAGCUCGGCCCACCACAACAAAGUCCUCAGCAUCCGCAGCUUCCGCAGCAUCCUCAGCCACCACCACCGAUGAUGUUGACCCCGCCCGGACCUCAUCAUCCUCAUACUCAGCUCAGCAUGCAAGAACUUCAAAAGAAACAACAGCAGCAGCAGCAACAAAUGUCACUACACUCGCCGCAUCAUCAAAUGGCACCGUCGCCACUUCGAAGUCUUCAUCCGCACAUUUCACCAAGCGUAUACGAGAUGGCCGCCCUUACGCAGGAUCUCGACACACAGACAAUCACAACGAAGAUCAAGGAAGCGUUACUGGCUAACAACAUCGGCCAAAAGAUCUUUGGUGAAGCAGUUCUCGGUCUGUCGCAAGGCUCCGUCAGUGAGCUACUGAGCAAACCGAAACCAUGGCAUAUGCUCAGUAUAAAAGGUCGGGAGCCUUUCAUUAGAAUGCAACUUUGGCUGUCAGACGCACACAACGUCGACCGACUGCAGGCGUUGAAGAACGAACGACGAGAGGCGAACAAGAGACGACGUAGCAGCGGUCCCGGUCACGACAACAGUUCCGACACUUCGAGUAACGACACGGCCGAGUUCUAUCACGCGGCAUCACCUGGUCCGGGACCCACUACCGGGAAGAAGCAGCGCGUUCUUUUUUCGGAAGAACAGAAGGAAGCUCUCAGACUCGCAUUCGCCUUGGAUCCGUAUCCCAAUGUGGCCACCAUCGAAUUCCUUGCCGGUGAACUCGCCCUAUCUUCGAGGACGAUAACAAACUGGUUUCACAAUCAUCGAAUGAGACUGAAGCAACAGACGCCGCACGGUCAACCGGAGCCGCAAUCGCCACGAGAACCCGGUCAACCGUUCGACCCUGUUCAAUUCAGAUUGUUAUUGAACCAAAGACUGUUGGAGAUUCAAAAGGAGAGACUGGGUUUAGGAAAUGUACCUUUACCUUACUCUCCGUACUUUAAUCCUAACCUGGCGGCCCUGGUAGGUAAUGCAUUGAAGGAACAAUGUUCUGGCCUUGACCUCUCCAUGAAUGCUCUGAAGCGAGAGCCCAAUCAAGAAUUCGAGGACGAGGACGUCGAGGACGCGAUGAGUAAUCUAGGUAGCGAGGAUUCGGAAGGUUCGGCCGGCAGUAUAAAGAGGGAACCCACAGAAACACCGACGGCACCCACGACGGCCAGGUCCAAUAGAAGAAAACCCGCGGCACCACAAUGGGUGAAUCCAGAGUGGCAAGAACCAACGAGAACGGGCGACGAAGUUAUCAUCAAUGGCGUUUGCGUGAUGCAGACGGACGAUUACGGAGUAAAGAGAGAGGCCGAGGAAACUGUAAGAGUCGAGCCGACACCAGUGCAGGAUCGAUACGAAGAGGAUGCUCAGAGCGAUGUCUCUUCCGUGUCGGGCAACAAUGGGGCCGAUCGGGAUAGCCCGCUUCCUAGUCCAAAGUCUGGUCAGAACAGUCCAACGACGUCGCUCAGACCGCCGUCGGCGCAACAGACGCAACAGUCCACGGAAGAAAGUCCGAAGGACGUGGUGAAACACGAACCAGAGGAAACGUGGGAUUACUAGGACAAUUCGAGGCACAAAAUUCCAUGGGAUUACGCGCGAGCUCGAUGUUUUUUCUUCGGACAAAGUCGAAACUCGAGCGGAAUGUCCAACGUGUUUCCAGGGUCGUAUUGUUGAGAUAUGCCAAAACGCUUUGUAAGAAAAGACGUUCCGCAAGGAUCACCGAUCUAGUUAAGUUUUAAAUGAGAAAACCAGCUAUAGGACUCGAUCGUGCGAGUCCUGCCUACCACGAGGGCAUUAUCAUAGUGAGGCGAACGCAAAGAAUCUAGGAAGGUGUCAUCGGAGAGGAAACAAGAGGAUAUCUUGGUCGACGGACCAGCGCCAGGAGAACAAAACGAUCAAAACUGAACGGAGCUCAAUCAAAAGGACUCACAUUGACAUUUUCUAUGCGGCAAGUGUUACGAGAUCAGUGUCGGUGCGCGCGGGCCAAUGGCGAGAUCGUAUCAUUUAGAGGAACUGUGAAGUACAACGAGGCCGGCUGUGGAAGGACGACGGGCUCUCGUUGCAAUUCGCUCGAAAUUCGAGAGAACCCCGGCCGCUUUCGCUUUUGGAUGACACUCCCCCUCCCGAUGAUGGAUGAUUGAUGGGAUAUCAUUCCAGCGGAGGGGAGAGACUAGGAGCGGACUAGAUAAUGCACGGAAAACGGAGGUGGUCCGGGUUCGUCACAGUGCAAUCUCCCAGUAACUAAUUGUUAGAUCGAAUUAUUAUUAAUUUUUAAACGAAAAUUACGCGCGACGGAACGGCCGAUUAAUAAUUAUUGCAUAAUUGUGAUUCAUGUUAUUGUUUAUACUCGCCUCCCUAUAUCCCCCAUAGCGAUUAAGCUGUUAAUGUUGUAUACUCCUCUCUCUAUCUCCAGUUACGUACCUUUUUAUCUCUUUCGGUUAAGACUCGACGUUUUCCUCUCUCUUUUCCUACCUUUUGCUUACCCGUCUAUUUAUAAAACUGCGAGGAGAAUGAUCACUUAAGACCGUUACCAAUGUUAUUAUUAUCACUGCUAUUAUAUAUAAUUACAAAUUAUUAAUAUUAUUAUUAAAUAAUUAUAAUUAUCAUUAUUGAAUAAUCUCAGUUGACAAGAGCACUGUCAUCGAUUACUAUUUUUACGUUGAUAUGUUGAACGGCGUUGCAGAAUGUAAAAUACCAAAAAAGAAGUAAAUUUAUUCGUUCCACGAGAUGAUUAUUUAAACUUCCUUUUUCUAUUUGUUGGAAACUAUUAGCUGCGCUAAAAUAAUUGGUGAUGAAUAUAUCUUUGACGAUUAUUAUUUAAUAUUCUUUUGAUUAUUAUUAUUGUAUUAUAUUUAUAUUAUUGUAUUAUUAGGCUUAUGUUAUCAUUACUAUUAUUAUUUUCAUUAUUAUAUCAAUAAUCAUUAUUAUUUUAUUAUUAUUAGAAUCAUUGUCGUGACAACAAUGUGGCUUGUAAAGCCAAUGUGAUAGAGCUUAUAUUGCGAUGAUGCAUAAAGAGAAAGAGCGCGUGCGAGCAAAAGACGAACAGGCACGCCGAUUUCACAGAACGAGGCGAGAGAUUGCGCGAAUUUAUCGUGCGAUUUUUAGCAUAUGUAAAUAUCUCUGUACAAAGAUAAAGAAUGGAAGAAACUUCGGAAUACGAAAACAAAGAACUACAUACAUGCAUACAUACACACAUAUACAUAUACACAUACAGGUACACGCACGUAUAUAAACACAAUACGAUCUUGUAUAUUUACUUACUUACCACACUUAACUAUCUAAUAGCGUACGAAUAUAUCCACACGCAGACUAACAGCGGUACACAUUGAGCGACUGCACGCUGAAUUUUCACUUGUCGCGGACGGUAAGGAUGAAGUUGCGUAAUCAGUGACGAACGAUGAGAUAAGAGAAGAAAGAGAAUUGAGCCAUGUGUUUCAAUAACCACUCGUCGCGAUCCGUGAAAAUGCAGCGUUCGGUUUAUUAUAAGCGGCGCAAAAGGAGAACACGUAAUUAUGAGAAUUUGCCGUAAAUUAAUCGAUGCCUAGAGGGAGGGAAAAAUGCGCAGAAUAGAAGAUACUUCGAGGCGAUUCAGCGAGACAUUAAGAGCGAAAGGACGAGUGAACGAAUGAGUGAACAUGUGCGUGCGUGAUGAACUUCGUAAGAGAGAGAAAGAGAGACAGUCCUCGAAUUAUUACGAAUCAAACUAUAGUAUUUACCAGAAUAAAUUUUAAUCUUCAAUUAAAUUCUAGUCCGCAAUUAAAAAUAUAAAAAAAAAGGAAACAAACGUGAAUGAUAUUGCAUGACACGAGGCAGAGACGCAAGGAAUUCGUGCGAGACGAUCGCUUUAGAAGGGCAUUGCUAAACGAGAGACCAGUGAUCGAUGGAUUCUGUUUUUCCCCAUUCCCCAACCUUGAUUCUCGAUUCUUUUUAAAGUUUUUCAUGAAUCGUCACAACGGAAGUCGAUCGGACCGGAUUAUCGAAUGUACAUAUUGCUAUACUCAUGCGAUUACAUCUCGUAACUUAAUGACGCUGAUUCCGCCUGUCGACGAGUGAUCCUGAGUCUUACCGAGUAGCCUGACGAUCAACGAGAAUGUGAACGAUCGUGGCAGACGAGAUCACGACAAAGACAUCCGUAUUUCAUCGAUCGUCUAUAAGUCUACGAUAGUAAAAGCUCUGGAUGCGAGCAGGUUACGAUGAAGCAGGGAGAAAAAGAACAAACGUGCGAUCUCACAUCUUCGAAUACCAAACUAAAUUAUUUCGCUCGAGCAUUAGUCUAAUAUUCAUCCUUAUACGAUUUGUCAACUUGGGUUAACUGUACGACUGACGCGGCAUCCGCCAAUCGCAAAUCCGUAGAUAAUCGUCGAUUCUCACGACGGAGGAGUCGAACGCGAGCUUGUUUUCUUAGGAUUUAUUACAGGUACAACAAUAAUGCGACUCGUGUCGACGAUCGGAUUUUAGGCCGCAUUCGCGGCCGAAGCUCGACGGAUAGGCGCCUUACGAUUUAUUAUAUAUGUUAUACAUUAUGAUUGUUUCCCUGUUCUUCGUUCGCGGCGGACAAGUGUAACGCAUAGAUUCUUUGUAGAUACAGGAUAGCCGGUAGAUAGCCGAUUAGCUUUAAUUAUUUAAACAGUACAGCUUUUAUGUCGAGAGCAAAGAUCGACGACCGUCUAUGGUGUACGGCGGACAUGUAAUAUAACGUAACGAAUACACAAGGGCAUAAUUGCGUGCGGAUGCGUUAGCGUUAUCGACAACGGCGGGAAGGAGGGAAAUCAUAUCGUAAAACCUAAUAAUAUUUUACAACAAAAGGUAACUGUAGAUAGACAUUUAAAAGCUGUUGAGGCCCCCCCCCCAGGACGCGCGAGGGAGAGACGCGCGCGUGUACCGAAACCGCACGCGCGCGGGCAUACGAUCAAAAAAAAAAGAAAAAAAAAGAAGAGUAAACGAACCACGAAGGACACUGUCAUCCAGUAGUGAAAAUAAUGUAUUAAAAAAAAAACAAGAAGGUUUACCUAAAGUAAUAGUCUAUUGAUUUGUAUUUCAUUUCGAACUGUAUUAUAGCUUUAAAGAGUAUCCUGUACAUUGCAUAAACACACGAGCACUAUUGUUUUAAAUUGUACGUUUACGAUUAUUAUACGAAGAUAAAAAAGAAAUAAAUAAGGUAUACAAAAUAUUGAA
Molecule: messenger RNA, 8486 nt
Organism: Temnothorax curvispinosus
Lineage: Eukaryota; Metazoa; Arthropoda; Insecta; Hymenoptera; Formicidae
Gene: cut
Product: homeobox protein cut
Exons: 8
Coding region: 27-4871 (1614 amino acids)
Biological process (GO): regulation of DNA-templated transcription
Molecular function (GO): DNA binding; DNA-binding transcription factor activity, RNA polymerase II-specific
Source: RefSeq, a predicted model, not a curated record